Messenger RNA from Paecilomyces variotii, 631 nucleotides. RefSeq lists its product as hypothetical. The coding region runs from base 142 to 501 and encodes 119 amino acids. Lineage: Eukaryota; Fungi; Ascomycota; Eurotiomycetes; Eurotiales; Thermoascaceae. The record is from RefSeq and is a predicted model, not a curated record. The transcript has 3 exons.
ACUCUCCAAGCUCCGCGCUGCUCCCCGCAUCAAGCUCAUCAGCAUCGCGUGCGUUGACUCUACUGGUUCUUCUGUCUGCGUACAUCUCUGGCUUCCUUCGAUUAUCACAGUCCCUCUAUUUAGUCUAAUACGACGCACAUUAUGGCGCUGCCGCCGCUCUCAAAAGAGCGCCUGGCAGAGGUCCUGACGACGGCGCCUUCGCCGUCGGCCCUCUAUGAUGCGCUCUCGCACUACGAACCCGAUGCCAACCUCCUGUUCACAGAUAGCGAGGUGACUGGUGAUGCAGAACUUCUAAGCGUCUUUUACUCCUCAUACCUUAUAUCUUUGCUUCUAAUAAACGAAACACCCGAAGCUCGCAUGUUGACGCACCGGAUGCCUCCAACCCUCGUGGCUAAAGACCAAACUUUGCAGAACAGUAUCGCACUAUUGCAGGCCGUCUGGCAAAAUGACCAUGUGCAGGUAUACAAGGGUCAUUUCAAGAAAAGACGUUCCAGGACAUAAGCAGAGCGUAUGAAGCAAUCAGACCAGAGACGGCAGCAGCCUAUCUAGGCUACAGCGGGGACUCUGCAGACACUGCGCUUAUAGAAAAAACCUAUACGGAACGAGGGUGGAUUUGGGAUAAGGAAAAGAA